Molecule: messenger RNA, 1485 nt
Organism: Exophiala aquamarina CBS 119918
Lineage: Eukaryota; Fungi; Ascomycota; Eurotiomycetes; Chaetothyriales; Herpotrichiellaceae
Exons: 3
Coding region: 1-1485 (494 amino acids)
Biological process (GO): guanine metabolic process
Cellular component (GO): cytosol
Molecular function (GO): zinc ion binding; guanine deaminase activity
Source: RefSeq, a predicted model, not a curated record
AUGUCACUAACUUGUAAAGCUUUCCUCUUAGCUGUUUGCAUCGCAUUCGCCUCUGCCCAUCCGUCUGGUUCAAACCACUCUCCAUACAACGGACAGAUUGCGGGCUCCAAUGUUGCCCAGCAGAUCUUUUUGGGUAGAUUCAUCUCAACACCAACUCCUGAUCAGCUUUCAAUCGAGAAAGGCGCAGUUCUUGUUUCUAGUGCAGAUGGCAAAGGUUUCAUUGAGGCCGUCGCAUGGAACGUCACCGACCCAGCGGCAGCAAUCACCGCCCUAGGAGCCACCAGCGGAACGACGGUGGUCACUGCAGACGACGAUAGCUUCUUUUUCCCAGGAUUCAUCGGUAUCGGCCCAAAGGACCUUGAUGAUGGGCAUAUUCAUGCUCCUCAAUAUCCAAAUCUUGGGCUGUUCGCAGGAACAUUGCUUGACUGGCUGCAGGCCUACACCUUUCCCAUGGAGUCUAGCCUGGAUCCAUUUGCGAGAGCACAAGCUGUCUACUCCCACGUGAUUGAAAAAACACUUUCAUAUGGAACGACCAGUGCUGCAUACUAUGCGACCGUCGAUGUGCCAGCAACAAACCUUCUUGCCGACUUGGCUUUCGCAAAAGGCCAACGUGCUUAUAUUGGCCGGACAUGUAUGGACAAUCAACAGUAUAAUCCGGAGUAUUUUCGAGAUGAGUCACCCGAGGAUGCCAUCAACAAGACCCUCGCAACAAUUCAACAUAUUCAGGGCAUUGACCCUUCUGGAGAACUCGUCGCCCCGAUAAUAACCCCUCGAUUUGCGCCAGCAGUGACGAAUGAGUCUAUGACUCUGUUGGGUAACUUGGCCAGACAGAUGAACCUUCGCAUCCAGACUCAUAUAGAUGAAAAUGUCGGUGAAGUCAAAUUGGUAGCAGAGAUGUACCCCGAACAGUCUACCUACGCUGGUGUCUAUGACGCUCAUGGACUUCUCACAAAUCGAACGAUUUUGGGACAUGGUAUCCACAUGACGGACACAGAGAUUGCCUUGGUUGCAGCACGAGGUGCCGGGGUGGCUCACUGUCCAACAAGCAAUUCAGCACUUGGUUCGGGAAUCUGUCAUGUUCGCAAGCUUAUCGAUGCUGGCGUGAAGGUUGGACUAGGAACUGAUGCGGCAGGUGGAUAUUCUGCAAAUAUACUUGAAGUGGUGAGGCAGGCGUUCCUAGUGAGCCGACUUCUCAGUUUCCAAGAAGGGCAGAAUUCAAGCCUCAGCGUACCGGUGGCUGAAUCUCUAUAUCUUGGAACCAUGGGUGGUGCAAGGCUCACCGGUAUGGAAGGAAGACUUGGUGGAUUUGCACCUGGAAUGCUGUGGGAUGUUCAAGAAAUAAAGCUAGGGGACUGGGAAUAUGAAGCAGUAGAUAUCUUUGGCUGGGAGAAUUGGCACGACAGGGUCAACAAGUGGGUGUGGAAUGGGGACGAUCGGAACGUUAAUCGUGUCUGGGUGGGAGGAAGACUAGUCCACCAAAAAUAA